Messenger RNA from Neomonachus schauinslandi (Hawaiian monk seal), 1514 nucleotides. It is a transcript of the gene SERTAD2, whose product is annotated as SERTA domain containing 2. Gene Ontology annotation, cellular component: nucleus. Gene Ontology annotation, molecular function: transcription regulator activity. The record is from RefSeq and is a predicted model, not a curated record. NCBI's taxonomy places the organism in Eukaryota, Metazoa, Chordata, Mammalia, Carnivora, Phocidae. Bases 1 to 960 code for a protein of 319 amino acids. The transcript has a single exon.
AUGUUGGGUAAAGGAGAAAAACGUAAGUUUGAUGAGCAUGAAGAUGGGCUGGAAGGCAAAAUCAUGUCUCCCUCCGAUGGUCCAUCCAAGGUGUCUUACACCUUACAGCGCCAGACUAUCUUCAACAUUUCCCUUAUGAAACUCUAUAACCACAGGCCCCUCACCGAGCCCAGCUUGCAAAAGACCGUUCUGAUCAACAACAUGUUGCGGCGGAUCCAGGAGGAGCUCAAGCAGGAAGGCAGCCUGAGGCCGGUGUUCGCCGCCGCCGCCGCCGCCGCCGCCGCCUCGCCCCCGCCCGACUCGCUGAGCGACAGCUACCGGGAGGCGCCGCCCGCCCUCAGCGCCCCCGCGCCGCCGCCGCCGCCGCCUCCGCCGCCCGCGCUCGCCGGCGACCUCGGAAGCACUACGCCCCUGGAGGUCUGCCUCACGCCCGCCUCGCUGCUCGAGGACCACGACGACGACACGUUUUGCACUUCCCCGGCCGCGCCGCCCGCGGCUCCUGCCAGACCCUCGGCUCCAGCGUCGCCGCCGGAGAAGGACAGCUUCUCCUCCGCCCUGGACGAGAUCGAGGAGCUCUGUCCCACAUCUACCUCCCCAGGGGCCGCAGCGGCAGCGCCCGACGGCUCCAGGGCGGGCUCCGGCGCGCCAGGCGUCCCGAGGCCCGACGACCCGAAGCUGAUGGACUCUCUGCCCGGGAACUUCGAAAUCACGACGUCCACGGGCUUUCUGACGGACUUGACCCUGGACGACAUCCUGUUUGCCGACAUCGACACGUCCAUGUAUGACUUCGACCCCUGCACGUCCGCGUCGGGGACGGCCUCCAAGAUGGCCCCGGUGUCGGCCGACGACCUCCUUAAGACUCUGGCCCCGUACAGCAGUCAGCCGGUGGCCCCGAGUCAGCCUUUCAAAAUGGACCUCACCGAGCUGGACCACAUCAUGGAGGUGCUGGUCGGCUCCUAAGAGCCCCGGACCGGUGCCUGCGCCGCCCAGACCCUGCGAGUGUCCCCGCACCCCACAGCUCUCCGCACUGUGCAUGCACCCUUGCUUGCCUUUUUCCGAGAAAAAGAUCGUUUUACACAAGGAUCACACUAGUUUUCGCUUUGAGCAGAGUUGGAGUGCCUUCAUCCACGUAUGACCACUUUUAAUAUGCUUUUUUGAGUGGUUCUCAGAGACCUACUGCCCUGGAAUAGGAAAGAAUACAUUGGAAGACAAUGUUGCUAUGCUGAAUGACAAAAAUAAACAGUUCAAGUGAAGCACAAGGAAUAAGUUGGAAAAGCUGUAAAUUGCAUGUGCAUAUUUGUCUAUUUUUUCUAUAAGUUUUAUUGCAAGAGGUAAAAAGAGAAAAUAUAUAUAUAUAUUAUUUAGAUAAUCUCAGUACCUUUUCUGGCAUUUUCGCCCUGUAUAGGUUGACUUGGCAAUUCAGCCUUUUUAGAGGCAUUAACUACUCCUCCUAAGUGUUGCAUUUACAUGGCUGUUUAGAAACUGCUGCCCAAAUUUAUUUUAUAUUUUUGUAC